AGGUUGAUAUUCAAAACAACGAUAUCCGUCUCCGGUGUUUGGACCUUCUUUCUCCUCCUUUCUGGGAUAACGUGUUGCCAACCACAACCUUCCCUCGCGCCCAUAUAUAUCUACGCAAUCGCCCCGACACCGCAGCGGUUCUUCCUUUUCUUCUCCGCGUACCACAAUCCGCCAUUGUAAAUACGAAAGCAAUGGGUCUCUUUGGCAAAGAUCGCGCCGGCACCUUCAAGGCCACCGACGGCUCGGGCCGCCGCUUCACCUGGACCGUCAAGAAGUUCUCUGACUACGAGCCCGGCAUGACACUCGACAGCGACAACGUCACGUGCUUCUCCAAGACGAAGUUCCACCUGCACAUGUCCCUCGGCAGCAGCGGCGACGUCGGCGUGUACAUCCACUACAAGAAGCCUCCGAUUCCCAAGUACUCCUACUACUUCGAGAACUCCAAGAAGCAGGUGCUGCGCCAGCACACCGCCCACACCAUCCCCACCGACUCAGAGCGGUGCGGGCACUGGAACGUGUGCAAUCACAACGACAUGAAGGACUUCCUGGGUGAGGAGGACACCCUCUACGUGCACUUCGCCUUCGAUGACGACAACAUCGUGGUGAAGCGCAUGCCGGAGAAGAACACGCUGUCCGUCAUGUGGACGAUCCCCAACCUGAACGAGCAGAACGUGAAUCCCUUCUCGUCGCAGGGCUUCUUCAUCGACAGCACGCUGCUCGUCGCCCGGAUAGACGUGAAGCGCAGCAACGCCGACACCAUGGCGAAGUGCGACCCGGCGGACAUAAACACCUACAUUAUCUUUCUGUUCUGCCGCAAGGGCAAGGUGCCGCCGCACAGUGUGGACCUGAUUGACGCCUCCGGCAACUCCUACUUCCGCGCGGAGCGCAACGAGGACGGAACGGCGCAGACGGUGAUGGUGGACAGCCAGCUCGUGCAGACGAACACGGCCAAGUCGGGCAUUCUCUUUGUGAAGUUCGAGUUCUUCAGCGGGGGCAAUCCACUGGAGUCGCUCGGCAUGGGUGGUGGCGCCCCUGCGCCGAGUGGCGGGGAGGACCGCACGGUGGAGCUCGGUUCGAAGAAGGAGGCCUACAACGUCAUGGACGACUAG
Leptomonas pyrrhocoris is the source of this 1109-nucleotide messenger RNA. RefSeq lists its product as hypothetical. Lineage: Eukaryota; Euglenozoa; Kinetoplastea; Trypanosomatida; Trypanosomatidae. The record is from RefSeq and is a predicted model, not a curated record. Bases 192 to 1109 code for a protein of 305 amino acids. The transcript has a single exon.